AUGGCUAAUGUUCGCUUCCGGCGGCCGGUCGCGCCGGUCUUCGUUUCGUUUGCAGAAGUGUACAGCGUCGAUGGUGUCGAAGGACGAAACAUUGAGCUCCAGUGUCCCAUCACGGUGCCCCUGUCGCAGGUUUACAUGGUGCUGUGGUUCAAGGAUAACGCCGGCAUCCCCUUGUACAGUGUCGACGUACGUGACAAAAUCUCCCGCCAGCCGGCACACUGGUCAGCGCCGGAAGUGUUUGGAUCACGUGCCAAAUUCAAUAUCGAUAAGUCACCGGCGUCCCUGCUAAUAAAGAACCUCAAACGGCACGACCAGGGAGUCUACCGGUGUCGCAUCGAUUUUCGCACGAUACAGACGCAAACAUAUCGAUACAAUCUCUCCGUCAUCGUGCUGCCGGAGCAACCGGUGGUUCUGGAUCGCUGGGGACGCCACAUCAACGGUACGAAGCUUGGCCCGAAGGAGGAAGGUGACGACGUGGUAAUCACCUGUCGCGUCUCAGGCGGUCGACCGCAGCCCGAGGUACGGUGGCUCAUCAACGGGGUCAUCGUGGACGAUCAGUACGAGCAAAACUCCGGCGAUGUCAUCGAGAACCGGCUGCUGUGGCCGACGAUACAGCGCAGUGACCUGAACUCCAUCUUCACCUGCCAAACGAUGAACACGCGGCUGGUGGAGGCCAAGGAGACCAGCUACGUGCUGGACAUGCAUCUGAAACCGUUAACGGUGAAGGUGAUCAACGCUCCGGCCAGUCUGGUGGCCGACAAGCGGUACGAGGCAUCGUGCCAGAGCACGGGCUCGCGGCCGAACGCCAUCAUCACGUGGUACAAGGGUAAGCGGCAGAUGCGCCGCACGAAGGACGAGCUGCUCGAUCACAACACCACCGUGUCGGUGCUCAGCUUCGUGCCGACGACCGAGGACGACGGCAAAACGCUCACCUGCCGGGCCGAGAAUCCGAACGUGAACGGGCUCUUCCUGGAGACGGACUGGAAAAUGAACGUCGUCUAUCCUCCGAUGGUGACGAUCCAGCUCGGACCGACGCUGGUCGUCGAUGACAUCAAGGAGGGUGACGAUGUGUACUUUGAGUGUCACGUCCGCGCCAACCCGGACUGGAAGAAGCUGCAGUGGUUCCACAAUGACAUCCUGCUGCAGUAUAAUGGCACCGCGCGGAUCAUCCAGAGCGGCCAGAGUCUCGUGCUGCAGAAGGUGACGAAACAAUCGGCCGGAAAUUACGCUUGCAGUGCAAUCAACGCCGAAGGCGAAACCGUCAGCGAUCAACAGUUUCUUCGGGUGAAGCAUGUUCCCGUGUGCGCCGUCGACAGGCUGAGUGCCAGCAACGGAGCGGCAGCGAAUGUCGUCGGGUCGUCGGAGGGGGGCCGCGGUACCGGCAUACUAAUUGGUGCAUCGCGCAACGAGAACGUGGAAAUUCUGUGCCACAUUUUUGCCGAUCCACCGGCCAGAUCAUUCCACUGGCGCUUUAACAAUUCCGCGGAAAUUCUCCAGAUAGAGCCGCACCGGUACACGAGCCAGGGCAACGUUAGCGUGCUGAACUACACUCCCGUGACGGAUCAGGACUACGGCACACUAACGUGUUGGGCCGUUAACGAGGUGGGCCCCCAGAGUCAACCGUGCGCGUUUCAGCUCGUCCUGGCAGAUCUGCCGGCUCCGGUCACGAACUGUACGCUGCUGGCGAACCGGACGCAACAGUUGGCGGAGAUUCAGUGCGCGCCCGGGUACGACGGAGGCCUACCGCAAAUGUUUGUGCUGGAGCUAAUAUCGAAACGGACCGGAACGCGCAGGUUUAACUUUUCGAACAAAAACGAACCGUUCUUCGUUCUCGAUCGGCUGGAAAAACUGAGCGCCCUGAUGACACUUGAGAACAACUCGCUGUCGUGCGUUGUCUUUGCGCUCAAUCAGAGGGGCCGUAGUGGCCCGGUUCCGAUACCGGACUUUGAAAUUGGACGCAUCCAGUCGUACCGGGCCGCCGACGAGCGGACCGAGCCGGUCGAGUGGCUUCCCAUCGCCGUCGGCAUUCUGCUCACCGUCAUAAUAUUGGCUCUGUCAAUUUCGACCAAAACAUACCUCGGCCAGUGCUGGGCCGGGACCGGCUGUUGCUGCCUGGUGCGGCGCCACUCGAAGCGCAUCGAGACGGCGGACUCAGGGGGCAAAAGUGAGCUGCAGACCAAAAACAUGCUCCUAGCGGACGAGUACGAAUGUGGUGGAGCCCACUGUUUGAAGCUGAAAAACGUGCAAAUGUUGCGCCGGCACAGCUCGCGGAAGAAAAAUACCUCGAAGGAUUCCAACGACGACGAGCCGGAACCGGACGUCAUCCCGGCGCAGUUCAAUUUGGUGUCGUCAUCGCCGCUAAUUACGUCGCCCCUGCACAAAGGCACCACUCCAGGGAGGUUAAAGGCACACCAGGACACCCGGUUCGACGACCCGCUGCUAGCGUGCACGGAGGGGCCGCCGUACCAGUCGAGUACGGGCGCUUCGGCAAGUCUAAACAGCUACCACGUGGUGCCGUCGGACACGCAUCCUGCCAGCGCCCAGCACACAUCGGCAUCGUCGGAAGCGCUCGAGUAUCGCUCGGAGGGUAGCAUCGUGGGGAUACUGCCAUCGCCGAAGCCGCUCGCCGGCUCCGAGCUCGACAUCAACGUGAUCAAGGACCGACUAUUGACGACCCGCGUGCCGGAAAGUUGCGUUUGACGGGCGGCAUCGAAAAAGUGCCGUGACCACUCGGAACGUGCAAAGUUGCAAAGCUGAACGUGCCGCUGGUGAAAGGGCACUCCACAACGGAUGCAACGCUGAACACAAAAAUGUGUCCAGCAGGGGGCGGCCCAGACCGUAUAUUUUGUAUAUAAUAAUAAACGUUAGGGCAAU
This is a messenger RNA of Anopheles cruzii, 2874 nucleotides long. Its product is annotated as hemicentin-1-like. Bases 1 to 2700 code for a protein of 899 amino acids. The record is from RefSeq and is a predicted model, not a curated record. Lineage: Eukaryota; Metazoa; Arthropoda; Insecta; Diptera; Culicidae. The transcript is spliced from 17 exons.